AUGAAAUUAGGAUAUAAUGAAAUAAUGAUAGUAUCAAUGUAUUUUAAUGAUAUUAAUGAUUUUAUUAAUUUAGAAUUUGGAGUUAAAAGAUUUCAAGGAAAUAUGGAACGAUUUCAUUUUAAUCCAAUUCCUUUAAAUAAUUAUUCAAGAAAAUUAUUUACUAAUAUUGAAACAUUUCAUAUUUAUAAUGAAGAAGAUGAAAUAUUUAAUGAUGGAAGAAUAUUUAAAAAAAUAAUAUGGUAUAAAGUAGAUUAUUCAAAAUAUUUAAAAGAAAAAGAAACAGAAAAUAUAUUUAAAAAUAUCGAAUAUACAGAAUAUGAUAGAAAUAAAUAUGGAAAUAUAAUACCACUAGAAAUUAAUUCACUUGGAAAUUGGUGUUUUUAUAACUGUUGUGAGUUAACAACAAUUAAUAUACCAUCAUCUGUUAGUAAAAUUGGAAAGUAUUGUUUUAAAGAUUGUACAUCACUGAGACUUAUUAACGUUCCAACGUCAGUUAGUGAAAUAGAAUACAAUUGUUUUGAUGGCUGUACAUCAUUAACUGAAAUACAUAUUUCAAGAAGAGUUAGUAAAUUAGGAAAUAAUUGUUUUAAAGAUUGUUACUCGUUAUCAAAAAUUAAUAUACCAACAUCAGUUAGUAAAAUAGGAGAUAGUUGUUUUGAUGGAUGUACAUCACUAACUAAUCUUUCUAUUAAAGAUGUGAAAUAUAUCAGUAAAGAAAGAAUAUUUUUGAAUGAACCAGUGUUAGUUAGUAUCGAAAUACCAAAAAAUUUAAAACAAAUUAAUGGGAAAGAUAUAGAAAAAAAAGAUAUCAAUAAGUUUGUUAUACCAUCCACAAUUACAAAAUUUGGAUAUGGGUGUUUUGAUAGAUGCCAUUCAUUAAAGAGUGUUAAUAUUCCUAAAACAAUAAAUGAGAUAGCAAAUGAUUGUUUUAUGAAUUGCUUAUCAUUAACAAGUAUUAACAUACCAACAACAAUUGAUAAAUUAGUAAAACGGUGUUUUUGUAACUGUGUAUGGUUAAAGGAAAUUAUUCUCCCAACAUCAAUCAGCAAAAUAGAAAAUUAUUGUUUUAAAGGAUGUUCAUCAUUAAGUAGAGUAACAAUACCGAUAUUAGUCAGUGAAAUAGGAAAUGAAUGUUUUUAUGGAUGUAGGUUAUUAAAAGAAAUUGAUAUUCCAACAACAGUAAGCAGAAUAGGAAAUAGAGAUUGCUUUUUUACAUAUUGUAGUUCAUUAACAAAUAUUACUAUACCAACAACUAUCACUAAAUUAGGAGAUAAAUGUUUUAUGGGAUGUUCAUCAAUAAAAUUAAUUAAUAUUCCAACAACAAUAAUUGAAAUAGGAACUGAAUGUUUUAAAUAUUGUUCGUCAUUAAGCAGUAUUAUUCUUCCAUUGUCAAUUAAUGAGUUAAGGGAUGAGUGUUUUAAAGAUUGUUAUUCAUUAAGUGAUAUUGAUAUACCAAUAACUAUCACCAAAUUAGGAAAUAGUUGUUUCAACUGUUGCACAUCAUUAACGUCAAUAAAUAUACCCACAACAAUUAGUGAAUUAGGGCGUAGUUGUUUUGGUGCUUGUAGGUCAUUAAGUUCAAUUAUUAUUCCAAUAUCAAUAAACAAAAUAAAAAAACAUUGUUUUUAUGAUUGUUCUUCGCUUACAUCUAUUAAUCUUCCAACAACAAUAACAUCAUUUGAAAAAGGAUGUUUCUUUGGUUGUUCUUCCAAACUAAAAAAGAACAACAGAAUUCCUAAAAGUGCUUUUAAAUAA
This is a messenger RNA of Entamoeba dispar SAW760, 1755 nucleotides long. RefSeq lists its product as uncharacterized. NCBI's taxonomy places the organism in Eukaryota, Evosea, Mastigamoebida, Endamoebidae. The record is from RefSeq and is a predicted model, not a curated record. The transcript is spliced from 2 exons. The coding region runs from base 1 to 1755 and encodes 584 amino acids.